Thrips palmi is the source of this 665-nucleotide messenger RNA. Its product is annotated as oocyte zinc finger protein XlCOF6-like. Gene Ontology annotation, cellular component: nucleus. Lineage: Eukaryota; Metazoa; Arthropoda; Insecta; Thysanoptera; Thripidae. The coding region runs from base 198 to 665 and encodes 155 amino acids. The transcript is spliced from 3 exons. The record is from RefSeq and is a predicted model, not a curated record.
UUCGGAUCAAGAUCUUCCGGGCCGAGUUGCCGUUCCGGGUGGAAAGAGCCAGCGAUUUACCACUACGACUUCCCGGGGCUGCGACGGCGACGCUGCUCUGCCUUGUCCCCAGUCAAGUCAACUCUUCAACUUAUCUGUCCGUCAUCAUCACUGGCGCUCCUCUGAGCCGAAGGCUUUCACCAGGAAGAUCCCAGACCAUGGAGCAAAUGUCGUGCAGACGUGAAAGUAGAAGUAGGACAACCAGUUCGGAAGCCAAUCAUUUAUCUUCAAGCGCCAAGCAGCAUUUCGAAAAGGCAAUAGGCAAGAGUGCUGUCGCCAACAAGAUGAGCGCGGAUGGCCUCCCCCAAAUGCUUCUUCAGACUCAAACGGGAAGGAAACCUGUUCGACGUAGUCAUCUCAAGACACACCUUCCGACCCCAUCAGGAGAGAAGUCUUUUGAGUGUGCGGUUUGCAACAAGAAGUUCAGCCAAGGAAGCGUUCUCAAGAGACACCUCCUGACCCAUACAGGAGGGAAGUGUUUUGAGUGUGCGGUUUGCAACAAGAAGUUUGGCCGAGUCAGCGUUCUCAAGACACACCUUCUGACCCAUACAGGAGAGAAGUCUUUUGAGUGUGCGGUUUGCAACAAGAAGUUCAGCCAAGGAAGCAAACUCAAGACACCCUUCUGA